Molecule: messenger RNA, 2706 nt
Organism: Mesorhabditis belari
Lineage: Eukaryota; Metazoa; Nematoda; Chromadorea; Rhabditida; Rhabditidae
Source: the annotation of a GenBank genome assembly
AUGACGGGUUUAACAUCAUCGCAAGAACUAGCGUUAUUGGAUCUUUAUAAACGAGAAAUUAUAGCUCGAUUACAGGCUAUUUAUUGGAAUUCUGAUCUCGGGAAAUUUUUUAAGGAGUUGCUCCCUUCGGCAAAACGCAUCGAUGAGUUGCGUUUGAAAUUUGACGACGAAAAUUGUUUGCAGGAAAGCUAUGGGAUGAAAAGUUUGGAUCUUCAUGCUUUAUUGAAUCUCACCACGAGGGAAAAAGAACGGAGGAGUUAUUUCCAACAAGUUUUGAUUCAUUAUGAAAAGUUGAUGCGCUUCGUUGAUGUUGAUAAAGUUCUCGACUUUCUCAAGACCAUAGAACCUUAUGAAAAAGUGGUCGAAUUGAUUGCACAAGAUAUUCAAGAAGAAGAUCCAGCGACAAAGAAAAAGAUUUUGUUAAGGACAAUUCCACGGCUUGGUUCAGAAUCGUUCUUCGAUAUCUUGAAAGCUAUGUAUGAUGGCAAUGCGGAUGUGAACGCUUUCAUUGAGAAAAUUGUACCAAACUUCUUAAGAAGAUAUGAGCUACUUUGUGAAGAUCGCAUAAACAGUUCUUCGAUAAUACAGUUUAUUGAUACUUCUGAUUCAAUCAAGGAUGCCAUGGAAAAAAUUCAAGCAGCAAAGGAUAAAUCAAAAACACCAUUCUCUUUCAAUUUAAGAUGGGAUUCGUUGAGUGAACUCAAAAAUGGGCCCAUGAGAAAAUUAAUGCAAGCAUUGGAGUUGCACAUCAGCAAAGAAGAACCCAUUCAUUUGCGUGAGUAUCAAAAAGAAUUGUGUGGCAACGCAUUGGAAGGAGAAAACACAAUCAUUUGUGCUCCGACUGGAUCUGGAAAAACAAUAGUCGCGGCCCACAUAAUUAAAGAAUAUCUCAAAAGUCAAAGCCUUAAUAGGAAAUCAAACCAACCGCUGAGAAAGGUUCUUUUCUUAACUCCAACUACAUGUAUUUUGGAUCAACAGGCAAACGCUAUGAGGAAAUAUCUGCAACAUGCUUACAAAAUAAUUACGACUUGUGGGGCGGAUCAAACCCCGUUAGAAGGAGCAAUUGAAGAUAACGACGUUAUAUUUACGACUCCACAAAUGAUCGUUAACUUGUUAAAAAUGACGAUUCUUAUGUGCACGGAACGCGAAAAAAUUCUCCAUACAGUAACAUUAUGCAGCAAUAUCACCGGGAUAAAUUUGCGGCAAAAAACCGGCAAAGAGGAACUACCACAAAUCAUUGGGUUAACGGCUUCGAUUGGAGUUGGUAACUCGAAAGACAGGGAACAAGCGCUUAAAUAUGUCAUUUCGAUGUGCGCACUACUUGAUUCCCCGACUCUUUCAAUGGUUCGGAACAAUCACGAUGAUCUAGAUCGCUAUUCUACGCCUACAACAGAUGAAUGUUGGAAGUCGAUCUCAGUCGACGAAAACCAAGGACUCUUCAUUAAUGCGCUUAUAGAUCUUAUGUUUGCUUUAGAAAAAGACAUCUUAAAAUUGAUUGAAAGCACCCAUAAAUUACCUGAGUAUCAUUUUUUUCGGAACCUAACUGAUGAUUUUGGUUAUUCAAAAUUUGCCAAUCCUGAAGUGCUAUCAAAACCUCCAACUGAGAAAGGAGAAGCAUACGAACACUGGCUUUCCAACGCGAUGCGAAGGCUGGCCAAGAUUCUCAAGAAAAUGGAAGUUCUGCAAAAGCUUUUUGAUGGUCUUCAAAUGGCGUCGCUUUUUCCCACUAAUUACACUCUGGAUGAACUGCAACAGUAUUUUUCGAAUGAAAACUUCCAAAAGAUAGAUCCACACGCUGUAACACUGUGGCAAUUAUUACAAGGAAAACUGCAAGAGCUUGCUAGUGCUGAAUGUGCUUUGGUGAAUGAUCUAGUCAGCUUGCUCUGCGAACCAAAGUCCGACGAAGAUUUCCGAGCCAUUAUUUUUAUCAAAACUCGACGGAUCAAGGAAAAGCAAAUGAAAUCGGAAUACAUUACUGGGCUAAACGCCAAGUCAGACGCUGAGUCGACAUCAAAACAAAAACAAGCCGAUAAAUUAGCGAGAUUUGAAAACGGUGAAACGAAAUGCUUGAUUGCAACUUCUGUGGCCGAAGAAGGACUGGAUAUUGCCAAAUGCAAUUUAGUCAUCAAGUAUAGCCAUGUCACGAAUGAGAUCGCUGGGGUUCAACGUAGAGGUCGGGCUCGAGCGAAAAAUUCUCGCUGUGUUCUGUUGACCUUUGAUGAGAAGCUUAUUAAACGAGAGGAAGCGAAUAAUCAAAAGGAGCGACUUAUGAAAAGAAGUUAUGGAUUUGCUUUUUUACUGGGAGUCAAUGAUGAAGUGCGCGAAAUUUAUGAAGAAAUCCAGAGAAAAGAUGCCGAGAGAGGUGAAAAGAAGAAACGGUUGAAGGAAAGUGGGAUCGAUUAUGACGUCGAGUGCAAAAUAUGUUCUUCAUUUUUGUGUAAAUCUUCUGAUGUGAAGGUGGCAAAAUCUCACAAAAACAUCUACGAAGGAAUUGGCGUUAUAUUCUGUCGUGGGGAAGUUUCUGGCUCAAGCUGCUCUAAGGCGCUCAGGCGAAUCUUGAACAUCAAGAAUGCUCCAAUUCCGAUAUUAACAGCAGAUGAACUGAAAUUUACUUGGGAAGAAAAGGGAGAAAAGAAAGCGCGCACUUUUCGAAAAUGGAAACAAAUAACCGAAGCACUUUUUCCAUCCAAAUGGAUUACGAAAUUU